GAGAGAGAGAGCGCUAGCGGAAGAUCCAUUGCAAACCGGCUAGCUAAAGCUCAUCUCAUCUCUCUUGUACACACACAACAGGCAAGGUAGAGAGAAACACAGCCCCAGGAUCUUGCCUGCCUGCCUGCCUGUCUGCCUGCCCGUGCAAAACCAGGAUUUUGUGUUACUGAAAUAUCAAAUUUACUGCACACUGCAUCAGCGAUUGCUUCCUGCAGCUGCUUGAGAGAAAGUGAGCAGCACUACGGAGCUGAAGAGCGCUAGAGAGAGAGAGAGAGAGAGAGAGGGAGAGAGAGAGCACAUUGUUGUGAAUUAUGUAUAGCCCUGGAGUGACUCUGGCGCAUACAGCACCUUUAGCAUCCCGGAGCAGAAGCAUGGAGGCAUUGUGCUAGGAGGAGAGAAAAAGAAACGAGAAUAAAAAAUAAAUAAACUGAAUUAGAUAUUUCUUUCGGUGGAGGAGAGUGUGUGAGAGAGAGAGGGCUUGAGCUCCCUGGAGCGCACCUGUCUUCGGUCCUCCCGUUGAUGUGUUUAUCGUCUGUCCGCUGGGAAGGGGACAGCGUCCGCGGGCAGCAUGGCACAAGCGGCGAAGCAUCUCCGCAAGAACAAGGAUAUCGAGGCUCUCGCCGCUCAGGAGCUCAAAGAGAAGGAGGACGAGAAGAAGACCCGAAGGAACCGGUCCCGGGAUCGCAAACGCAAGGGUUAUGCUGUCCAGCGAUGGCUAAUGGAGCAGGAAGGUAGUCUGUCGGGGGCUGAGCUGCCUGAUGACUGGGAAAAGCUCUUUGAAACAGCUGACGCCUCUACAAGUUUACUCCGUGCUGCCCGCUCAGGGAAUCUGGACAAGGCUCUCGACCACAUCAAGAAUGGAGUGGACAUCAACUCAGCCAAUCAGAACGGGCUCAACGGGCUGCACCUGGCGUCCAAGGAGGGGCACGUCAAGAUGGUGCUGGAGCUCCUGCACAACGGAAUCGCACUGGAGACCACCACCAAGAAAGGCAACACUGCCCUCCACAUAGCAGCGCUGGCCGGGCAGGAGCAAGUGGUCACCGAACUGACCAACUACGGGGGCAACGUGAACGCACAGUCCCAGAAGGGAUUCACACCCCUCUACAUGGCUGCACAGGAGAAUCACCUGGAGGUGGUCAAGUUCCUGCUGGAGAACGGAGCCAAUCAGAACAUAGCGACCGAGGACGGCUUCACCCCCCUGGCCGUGGCUCUUCAGCAGGGCCACGAGAACGUGGUGGCUCUGCUCAUUAACUACGGGACGAAGGGCAAGGUGCGGCUGCCAGCGCUCCACAUAGCCGCUCGCAACGACGACACGCGCACCGCCGCAGUGCUGCUGCAGAACGACCCCAACGCAGACGUGCUCUCCAAGACUGGCUUCACCCCCCUGCACAUCGCAGCUCAUUAUGAGAAUCUGAAUGUGGCUCAGUUACUUCUUAACAGAGGAGCCAGCGUCAACUUCACCCCUAAGAACGGCAUCACCCCUCUGCACAUCGCGUCCCGGAGAGGGAAUGUGAUCAUGGUGAAGCUGCUGCUGGACAGAGGGGCACAGAUCGACGCCCAAACCAAGGACGAGCUGACCCCUCUGCACUGCGCCGCGCGGAACGGACACGCGAGAAUCAUCGAGAUCCUGCUGGACCACGGGGCCCCCAUCCAGGCCAAGACCAAGAACGGCCUGUCUCCCAUCCACAUGGCAGCGCAGGGAGACCACAUGGACUGCGUGCGCCUGCUCCUCCAGUACAACGCAGAGAUCGAUGACAUCACCCUGGAUCACCUGACCCCGCUGCACGUGGCCGCCCACUGCGGAAACCACCGCAUGGCCCGGGUGCUGCUGGACAAGGGUGCGAAGCCCAACGCCCGCGCGCUGAACGGAUUCACUCCCCUGCACAUCGCCUGCAAGAAGAACCACAUGAGAGUGAUGGACCUGCUGCUGAAGCACUCGGCAUCGCUGGAGGCUGUCACCGAGUCGGGUCUGACCCCUCUGCACGUGGCCUCCUUCAUGGGACACCUCAACGUCAUGAAGAUCCUCCUGCAGCGCGGCGCCUCCCCCAGCGUAUCCAACGUGAAAGUGGAGACCCCUCUGCACAUGGCAGCGCGCGGGGGGCACGCGGAGGUGGCCCAGUUCUUACUCCAGAACAAGGCCCAGGUCGAUGCCAAGGCUAAGGAUGACCAGACCCCGCUGCACUGCGCGGCACGGAUGGGUCACAAGGAGCUGGUGAAGGUGCUGCUGGACCACAAGGCCAACCCGAACGCGGCCACCACGGCCGGGCACACGCCCCUGCACAUCGCCGCCCGCGAGGGCCACGUGGCCACCAUUCAUGUCCUGCUGGACGCAGAGGCGCAGCAGACACGCAUGACCAAGAAAGGGUUCACCCCCCUCCACGUGGCAGCGAAGUACAAGAAAUUGGAAGUGGCACAACAGCUGCUGGAGCGAGGAGCCAACCCCAACGCAUCGGGCAAGAACGGACUGACCCCUCUCCAUGUGGCUGUGCAUCACAACCACCUGGACGUGGUGAAGCUCCUGCUCAGCAAGGGAGGCUCCCCACACAACAGCGCUCGGAAUGGCUACACUCCUCUCCACAUCGCCUCGAAGCAGAACCAGCUUGAGGUGGCCACCAGCCUGCUGCAGUUUGGAGCCUCAGCUAACUCGGAGUCCCUGCAGGGGGUGACCCCGCUGCACCUGGCAGCGCAGGAGGGGCGCCCCGACAUGGUGGCCCUGCUCAUCUCCAACCAGGCCAACGUCAACCUGGGCAACAAGAGCGGGCUGAUUCCUCUUCACCUGGUGGCUCAGGAGGGUCACGUUCCCAUCGCAGACAUGCUGGUGAAGCAGGGGGCCUCGGUCAACGCAGCGACACGGAUGGGCUACACCCCCCUCCACAUCGCCUGCCACUAUGGGAACAUCAAGAUGGUGAAGUUUCUUCUGCAGCAGCAAGCCAAUGUGAACGCCAAGACCAAGGUGGGCUACACCCCCCUGCACCAGGCUGCUCAGCAGGGACACACAGACAUCGUGACGCUGCUUCUGAAGCACGGGGCGUCCCCCAACGAGAUCACCUCGGUCGGCACCACAGCCCUGGGCAUCGCCAAGCGCCUUGGCUACAUCUCCGUCAGCGACGUGCUGAAGCUGGUAACCGAGGAGACGACCCCAGUGAGCACCACCGAGAAGCAUCGCAUGAGCUUCCCAGAGACAGUGGAUGAGGUUCUGGAUGUUUCGGAGGACGAAGGGAUUGCACAGCUAACUCUAGGAGAGGAGCUGCUGGGAGGGGAUGGAGCCAAGUACAUGCAGCUGGAUGACCUCAAGGACCAGGAUGAUGACUUCCUGUCCCCCAAGAAGACGGUGGAGCUUGAGAGCAGGCUGCCGACAUAUUCCCCGGUCCUUCCCAGAAUCCCCUGCGUGUCCCCAGAGACGGUCAUCCUGAAAGAACAGGAUAUGGUUCACAUGGAGCAGCAAACCCCGGUGCCCCCCCUGCCCAAGGAAUAUGACGAGGACUCGCUGAUCCCCAGCAGCCCAGCCACCGAGACCUCGGACAACGUCAGCCCUGUGGCCAGCCCAAUACACACUGGCUUCCUGGUCAGUUUCAUGGUGGACGCUCGCGGAGGGUCGAUGCGCGGCAGUCGACACAACGGUCUGCGAGUGAUCAUCCCGCCCCGGACCUGUGCGGCCCCCACCCGCAUCACCUGCCGCCUCAUCAAACCACAGAAACUCCCCACCCCGCCCUCCCUGGUGGAGGGGGAGGGGCUGGCCAGCCGCAUCAUAUCCCUGGGGCCGGCUGGAGCACACUUCCUGGGGCCUGUGAUUGUGGAGAUCCCUCACUUUGCCUCUCUGGGCCAGGGGGAUCGGGAGCUGGUGGUCCUGCGCAGUGAGAACGGCUCCAACUGGAAGGAGCAUCGCAACAAAUAUGGAGAGGACCUGCUGGAGACCAUCCUGAACGGCAUGGACGAGGACCUGGAGAGUCAGCAGGAGCUGGAUAAGAAGAGGGUCCGCCGGAUCAUUUCCAUGGACUUCCCGCUGUACUUGGCUGUGGUGUCCCGCGUCCAGCAGGCCUGCGAUAUGAUUGGACCGGAGGGGGGCGUGCUCAGCAACAAGCUGAUCCCAUUGGUCCAGGCCACCUUCCCAGAGACAGCUGUGACCAAGAGAGUGCGGCUCGGCCUGCAGGCCCAGCCUGUGCCAGAUGAGCUGGUGACGAACCUCCUGGGUAACCAGGCCACGUUCAGCCCUGUGGUGACGGUAGAGCCUCGCAGGAGGAAGUUCCACCGGCCCAUCGGCCUUCGCAUCCCGCUGCCCCCCUCCUGGAGAGAGAACCCGCGCGACGCAGGGGAGGGGGACACCACCAGCCUGCGCCUGCUCUGCAGCGUCAUCGGCGGCACUGCCCAGGCUCAGUGGGAGGAUAUCACAGGAACCACCAAGCUGAUGUACGCCAAGGACUGUGCCAACUUCACCACCAACGUGUCGGCACGGUUCUGGCUGGCGGACUGUCCCCGCACGGCCGAGGCGGUGAGCUUCGCUAACCUGCUCUACAGGGAGCUGUCAGCCGUGCCCUACAUGGUCAAGUUCGUGGUGUUCGCCAAAAUGAACGAGGUGCGCGAGGGUCGACUGCGCUGCUACUGCAUGACUGACGACAAGGUGGACAAGACUCUGGAGCAGCACGAGAACUUCACUGAGGUGGCACGCAGCCGGGACAUAGAGGUGCUGGAGGGAAUGCCGCUCCACUUGGAGUGCUCCGGGAAUCUGAUCCCGGUUCGGAAAGCCACUCAGCAGCCCCGCAGCUUCAGCUUCCAGGCGUUCCGGGAUAACCGGCUCCUCGUGUCCGUCAAGGUGCGAGACAGCAGCAAGGACCCCUCGGGAUUCCUCUCCUUCCUGCGCAAGCCCACCAAGUAUGAGGACAGCCAGCACGUGCUCUGCAACCUCAAUAUCACCAUGCCGCUCUGCAGCAAGGUGGCGGGGAGUGAGGACAGGAGACGUACUCUUACACCGCUGGCCCUGAGAGAGCGGUACAGUGCCCUGAGCGAGCCCACCAUGGCCUCAAAGAGUGCGAUGGAGCGGACAGAGUUGAAAAUGGCUCUAAUAUCGGAGCAGCUGGGACUCAGCUGGGCAGAGCUGGCUCGGGAGCUGCAGUUCAGUGUGGACGACAUCAACAGGAUCCGAGUGGAGAACCCCAACUCCCUGCUGGAGCAGAGCGCCGCCCUGCUGAAUCUGUGGGCAACGCGCGAGGGCAAGAGAGCCAAGAUGGAGAGUUUAUACACAGCCCUGAAGAGCGUUGACCGCACAGACAUUGUUAACAUGCUGGAGGGCUCUGGACCGCAGCCUCGCGGGCUGAAAGACAGCCGACGCUACACCGAGCGAGACCAUCUGCUGUCCCCCUCCAUAAUGAACGGUUACUCCCUGGUUCAGGAGGAGCUCCUGUCCCCUGCCUCCAUGCAAUACAUCCUGCCGUCGCCGCUGAGCACUGACACCUACUGGCAGGAGGUCUCCAGCAUGGAAUGCGCCCCCAUCGCAACCACGGAGGAGGACACGCUGAUGGAGAUGUCCGAGGUGCAGGUGUGGCCCCGGGGGUACAGCCCCUCGCUGGUCCCCGUGGAGGACUCGUCCCUGGAGUGCAGCAACGCGGAGGACUCGGACGCAGGGCAGGCCGGAGCGGGAGGGGGCUCGCUGGACCUGCUGGAGGACGAGGCGGUGGAUGAUUCGGACGGGGCUUUCAACGGGUUGGACCGGGGUCAGAGGUCACAGAGCAGGAGGGCGGAGCAGGAGCAGGAGCCGCAGGCCGCAGCCGCAGCAGGACAGAGUACCAAGGAUGGGCUUUCUCUCGUUUCAGGACAGCAGCGGGUCUACGCGCGGCUCAGUGACUCCCCCGGACUUAGUAGGGUGGCCGAGAGGAACGGAACGGAGAGGUCUCGGGAGACCCCUGCUGGGGGCUCGUUCCUCUCUUACCUGCAGGAGCAGCCCCUGUCCUCGUGGCAGCCCCCCCCUGAGUUCUCACAGAGCUGGGUUCAGCAGCAGCAGCAGCGCGUGGCCGACUCGAUGAUGUCACCGGUGCGUGCCGUGGACCCCAGCCAAUCACGCGUCUCCCAGGAGUCCCUGCUGCAGCCAGUCCGGGACAUGGGCCACUCGGAGAUCCUGCGAGGUCACUUCCUGUCCGCGCAGCCCUUAGACAAGGGGCUGGGCAUCCAGCAGAGGAGCUGGGUGGGAGCAGGGCAGGGAGAUGAGGUCGAGGACAUUCCAGGAGGGCAGUUCAGCGAGGAGCAGUUCACAGACGAGCAUGGGAACAUCAUCACAAAGAAGACCGUGCGGAAGGUGGUGCGUCGGAUGCAGGGGGAGGAGCCGGGCGAGCAUGAGGUCAGUGUGGAGCGGUCACUGCAGGAGCCGGCAGAGCUGGAGACCGAGGCAGAGCAGUUCAUGAACUACGCCAUCCUGAGGAGGGACAGCAGCAACAAGUCGGAGGCGAACGAGGGGAAGAAGGGUGCUCAGAUUGUGAAGCGUGCCAGUCUAAGACGGGUGAAGCAGUGAGGCGCACCCUGACCAGGAUCUCACGUCCACCCCCAAAGCAUCGAACACAGAUGAGUGACCCGAGACAUGAAGAAGUAGUAAAACUAAAAAGAAACAGGGGUGGGGAACCCUGAAAAAACAAACAAACAAACAAACAAACAAACAUUUAAUUGGAAAUCAACUUGUAGUUUUGUUACUUUUUUUAAAGAAAAAAAUAGGCUAGAGGCAUGAUUUCUUAAAACAGAGAGCUUCCUGUUAUCUUUAUCAGCAUGACCGACUGCCAAAGCAUGACCUGUGACUACCCUAAUGCCCGAGGGUAUGGUGGGGAG
Molecule: messenger RNA, 6807 nt
Organism: Acipenser ruthenus (sterlet)
Lineage: Eukaryota; Metazoa; Chordata; Actinopteri; Acipenseriformes; Acipenseridae
Product: ankyrin-1-like
Exons: 45
Coding region: 569-6499 (1976 amino acids)
Biological process (GO): signal transduction
Molecular function (GO): protein binding
Source: RefSeq, a predicted model, not a curated record